AGGGUUUGACGUCAGCAGCAGCAGCCGGCGGCCGCACGAGCUGGUGGUGUUUUGUUUAUUUCACAUAACAUCAAGUUUGUGGAUUAUGUCCGGAUUUGAAAGCAACCCGUUCGCAGACCCGGUGGACGUGAAUCCUUUCCAGGAUGCCUCAGUCACACAGGCCCCAGCAGAGCUGCUGAAAACUUCGGGGAGUUCAACCCCCUUCUCUGCCACUGGGCCGGAAAACCACACUGGCACGACCAUCCCCUUCUCAGCUGCCUCAUCUCAACCCGCCAUCCUGCCGACAUCUGUGGAACAGACACCACAAGCGGCUGCAGCUGCUGCCCAGGCCAACUUGCUCAAACAGCAGGAGGAGCUGGAGAAGAAAGCGGCCGAGCUCGAGCGGAAAGAGCGCGAGCUGGAGAAUAGGACUGCAGGCGCGGCGUUGAAUGCUGGCGCCAAAGAAAACAACUGGCCGCCUCUUCCCAACCUGUGUCCCAUCAAGUCGUGUUUCUACCAGGACUUUCAGGAGGACAUCCCUGAGGAUUACCGCAGGAUCUGCAAGAGAAUGUACUACCUCUGGAUGUUCCACAGCGCCACCCUUUUCCUCAACGUGCUGGCCUGCCUGGCGUUCUUCACCGCUGAUAAACAGAGCGGUGUGGACUUUGGUCUGUCCAUCCUCUGGUUCCUGCUCUUCACUCCCGUCUCCUUCAUCUGCUGGUACAGGCCUGUGUACAAGGCCUUCAGGUCUGACAGCUCCUUCAGCUUCUUUUUUUUCUUUUUUGUGUUUUUCUUCCAAGUGGCAGUGUACAUCAUCCAGUCAGUGGGCAUCCCCCGCUGGGGAAACAGUGGUUGGAUCUCAUCCAUCAGCAUGAUCGGCACAAACCUGCCUGUUGCUGUGGUUAUGAUGGUGGUGGCCGGUUUCUUCACUGUAAACGCUGUUCUGGCCGUCAUCCUGCUGAAAAUGGUCCACUCCAAGUACCGCCGGACGGGGGCCAGCUUCACUAAAGCUCAACAAGAGUUCUCUCAGGGAGUUCUGACCAAUCGAACCUUCCAGUCGGCUGCAGCUGGCGCUGCCGCCUCCGCUGCCCAUGGAGCCUUCAGUGGCAACUAAGGAGUUUCUUCUCAUCCUGAUCCUCCUGGCGCAUGUUUAACACAGCAGACUAUAGCCACACCCCAACAAAACAGGCCUUCUUCAGUUACAGUUAGGGUGGGUUAUUAUUAUUAUUCAUUAAAAUGGGUGUUUCAAAAAAGGUUUCCUUUAACCGGUGUCCCCCAAAACUAUGGGUUUUCAAAAACAUUAACUGAGCCAAAAUCAAUUAAUGAAGGAAAUGGGGGGGGGGGGGGGGGGGGUUUAGACAUUCAAACAUCUUACCCCAAAAUAACUUGAAUGAAAAUGAAUAAUUAAUCAUUAGUACUUAACUCAUCUUGAUGUCAAUAGAGUUAAAGCUAUGCAGUGAAACUCCACAUUAACGUCACAAACUUCAAAAACUAUAGAUCUACAAAUUGUAGACGUGGCAUUAAACUAACACCAUGAAAUAAAUAUUUAAAAGCCCUGGAGGCUGCUGGUGCCGACCGUUGGCCUGCAUGGUGCCCGCUUGAAACGACGUGUGCCAGUCUACGCUGUCUGUGUGCGACGGCUGUGCAAACAAACGAACACUGAAGACGUCAAAAUACACAACUUAAACGGUGAUUUAAAGAAUUAUCUCUGUUCAUGAUUUAACGUGUUCAAAAAUCAUGCUGUCUGAAUUACCUGACUAGUUGACAAAAGGUAAAAAAACAAGUUAACUAGCUGGGUACUAGCUAGUUGUAGCUGACUGUUAUAACGUCAUCUCAACCCAGUUAAAAACAACUAUAAGUACUAGUGGCUGCACUUUGAAUAAUAGUUAAAUGUUGUCAGUUCAUGAUGCUGAUUAAUAUUAUGAAGGGCUUUAAGUGGCGUAAUCAUGGAAAAAAAAAAAACUUCCAUGAGGUUUCCUUUUCGGAUACAAUUUUGGAAGUUUGCGUCACGAUGCAACAGACUGUAAGAAUCUACAGGGUCAAUUACUUUUGCCUUCUAGCUUUUUUUAACUUAAUUUUGGAGUUUCCACAGUGGGCUCCUGCCCUGUAAAAAGGACAAGAUCUGUGUGGAAAUGAGAACUGAAGGUGGUGUAACAGGACACACUGCUGAUGCUGUUUGAAUGUUUUGGGUGGGUUUUUCUCCCUCCGGUGUAUAACGUGUAUAAGCUGGUGAUUAGUGAACGGUGAAGGGAUGAAGACUUAAACAAAA
This is a messenger RNA of Thalassophryne amazonica, 2248 nucleotides long. It is a transcript of the gene scamp2l, whose product is annotated as secretory carrier membrane protein 2, like. The transcript has 9 exons. Gene Ontology annotation, cellular component: recycling endosome membrane; trans-Golgi network membrane. Lineage: Eukaryota; Metazoa; Chordata; Actinopteri; Batrachoidiformes; Batrachoididae. Gene Ontology annotation, biological process: protein transport. The record is from RefSeq and is a predicted model, not a curated record. The coding region runs from base 86 to 1093 and encodes 335 amino acids.